Messenger RNA from Oryzias latipes (Japanese medaka), 1263 nucleotides. NCBI's taxonomy places the organism in Eukaryota, Metazoa, Chordata, Actinopteri, Beloniformes, Adrianichthyidae. The record is from RefSeq and is a predicted model, not a curated record.
GGGAAAGAACCUAUGAUGAAAAUAAAGUUACGCAACAAGAAGAGAGGAGGGGAUUAUGGAAACGCAACAGGAAGAGAAGCCAGAGGAACAAAAAGCAGCAGAAUGUCUCUUAAUCUCGAGAAGAUGGAUUUACCUCCUCGGCCAGAGCUGUUUGACUUCCAUGGAGUCUCAAUGAUUCCUUGUUUUACAGACAACUGGGAGAACUAUCAGAAUUUUCAGGCAAGACCCGAUGACAUACUCAUUGCAACAUAUCCAAAGGCAGGGACUACAUGGGUGUCAUACAUUCUUGAUUUGCUCUACUUUCGUGAGUCACUUGAGGAUCGUCUGACCACCAUCCCAAUCUAUGAAAGAGUGCCUUUUCUGGAAAUCUGCAUCCCGGGUUUGUUUUCAGGUAGAAAAAUCAGGCUAAACCAGAAUCUUUGAAUAAGGUGUCGAUGUGUAAAGAGACAUUUCUAUUUGAGGACAGUGGUUGUUUCUGGUAUUAUGUCUUUGCAGAUUGUUUACGUGGCUCGCAAUGCAAAGGACAACAUGGUGUCCUUUUUCCACUUUGAUCGCAUGAACAAUAUUCAACCCGAGUCUGGGGAGUGGAGCUCCUUCUUCCAAAGAUUCCUAGAGGGAAAAAUGGUGUUUGGCUCUUGGCACGACCAUGUGAACGGCUGGUGGAAGAAGAAAGAGACUUAUUCCAAUCUCCACUACAUGUUCUUUGAAGAUCUGGUUGAGGAUACUGAAGGUGAAAUAGCCAAACUUUGCUCCUUUCUUGGUUUAUCUCCUUCAACUGAGGAGGUAGAAACACUCUCAAGUUCAGUGCAGUUUGAUAACAUGAAAAAGGACAAGAUGGCCAACUAUUCCACUCUCCCAGUUAUGGAUCAGAAGAUUUCCCCUUUUAUGAGAAAAGGAAAGGUUGGUGACUGGAAGAACCACUUCACUGUGGCUCAGAAUGAAGCAUUCGAUGAAGAUUACAAGAAAAAGACGACGGAUCCCACGUUGAAGUUCCGCACAGAAGUCUGACAAACUCACUGUGUGUUCCAAGAUGUGUCUAGUCCUGCAGUGACUCGGGUUUCUAUAUUAAAAGGUUUACUAUAAUUUAAUGUGAUAAAUGAAAUGUUUUAAUUUCUAGUAAUAGUUACUGCUUUUGUCAAAAUGUCAGACAAGGCUUUUAGUUUUGUUUUCGUCAAGACAUGUCAUAUACCUUUUAAACCGGAUAUAAAUGAUUUUAUACUUUUAAAGAAUUAAAUAUUUGUUGUUGCAAUUUUAUCAGCUUGA